AUGGCUACAAUGAUAACUCAGAACUAUUCCUCGGCCAGUCAAGUUCUAGAUCUUGUGCUGAGCAAGCCCCCUUGGCGGAUCAAAGCAGUUCACCGUAUUCAGUGCCAGGACACAAGUCUCGUGUUGCGCGAGUGGACUGCUAUGAGGAUAACAGAGACAAUUGCAGACUGGGUUGCAUUACUUGGUGAGACUACAUUCCCAAGUGCAGUCACAAGUUCCGAUCCGUGUAUUAUUGCUGCUUUCAGAGCAGUAGAUAAAAUCAUUCUUGGAAAAGAAGCCACGUAUCUACUACGACGACUCGCGUACGUGCAAUUAAGGAGAGUCUUCACAACGCUUGAGGCUAUCCUGAGAUCUGAGAGGAAGCGAAAUCAGGUUAACUGUCAUCCACGCCGGGGUGGCAAAUCUAUCGCUAUUGAUAUCUACAUGAUGUCUCAGGUAGACGGCAGAAACUCGAGCGUUUCUAGGAACCAGAUUUUGGAACGCCGACGAGUCAGCAGUGCCUGGGAGUACUUAGCAGGCCCAUCUCCUCUUCUUACUUUGAUGUAUUCAGAGGCUGCCGACCCGAUCGUGUAUGUCAAUAUGCUCCUUGAAGAUCUGUUACUGACCAUAGAAUAG
Messenger RNA from Fusarium musae, 615 nucleotides. RefSeq lists its product as uncharacterized. The coding region runs from base 1 to 615 and encodes 204 amino acids. NCBI's taxonomy places the organism in Eukaryota, Fungi, Ascomycota, Sordariomycetes, Hypocreales, Nectriaceae. The transcript has 2 exons. The record is from RefSeq and is a predicted model, not a curated record.